UCUCAGUCAUCUCGGCCAGAAAGUUCCUGCUUCAGAGCAGAAGGUCUUCAGCAAGAACUACAAAGAAGAAAAGAUUCUGGAGAAUCAAUCAAGUUUCCUGUCAAGUUCCAGUAACAUUUCUGUCUUAACUGCACACAGGAAAGAUGAAACACAUUCUCAAUCUGUAUGAAAACAUCAACAGUACAGCAAGAAAUAACUCAGACUGUCCUGCUGUGAUUUUGCCAGAAGAGAUAUUUUUCACAGUAUCCAUUGUCGGAGUUUUGGAGAACCUGAUGGUCCUUCUGGCUGUUGCCAAGAAUAAGAGUCUUCAGUCACCCAUGUACUUUUUCAUCUGCAGCUUGGCUAUUUCUGAUAUGCUGGGCAGCCUGUACAAGAUUUUGGAAAAUGUUCUGAUCAUGUUCAGAAACAUGGGUUACCUCGAGCCUCGAGGCAGUUUUGAAAGCACAGCAGAUGAUGUGGUGGACUCCCUGUUUAUCCUCUCCCUCCUCGGCUCCAUCUGCAGCCUGUCUGUGAUCGCUGCUGACCGCUACGUCACAAUCUUCCACGCUCUGCAGUACCACCGCAUCGUGACCCCGCAUCGCGCCCUCGUCGUCCUGACAGUCCUCUGGGCAGGCUGCACGGGCAGUGGCAUCACCAUCGUGACCUUCUCCCAUCACGUCCCCACGGUGAUCGCCUUCACAGCGCUGUUCCCGCUGAUGCUGGCCUUCAUCCUGUGCCUCUACGUGCACAUGUUCCUGCUGGCCCGCUCCCACACCAGGAGGACCUCCUCCCUUCCCAGAGCCAACAUGAGAGGGGCCGUCACACUGACUGUCCUGCUCGGAGUCUUCAUUUUCUGUUGGGCACCCUUUGUCCUUCACGUCCUCUUGAUGACAUUCUGCCCGGCUGACCCCUACUGUGCCUGCUAUAUGUCCCUCUUCCAGGUGAAUGGUGUGUUGAUCAUGUGUAACGCCGUCAUCGACCCCUUCAUAUAUGCCUUUCGGAGCCCAGAGCUCAGGGUCGCAUUCAAAAAGAUGGUUAUCUGCAACUGGUACCAGUAGAAUGAUUGGUCCUUGAUUUUAGGAGCCACGGGGAUAUACUGUCAGGGACAGAGCAGCGUGACAGACCAACAGCACUAGGACUCCAACUGUCCUUCCCUCCCCUUCCCUAGCACACAUGAGGAUAAUUCCACCAACUCUUGUCGUAAUAGCCCAAUUCCACGUGAACAGCCUUGCUAUAGGUACAACUUCUAUAGCUUAAAGAGGCAAAAUAAUUACCGAAAAGGCCAGAAUACAAAGCACAUACAGCAAUACACAUGUGAGAACUCUGAGCUAAGGAAAAGUUUGUUCUUCUAUAGAUAACUAACUAGCCUAUCACGGGGUGGCCUCUCCUAAGUGCUAGGACAAGCACUCAAGGUAUGGACUACAGGGUUUUUGUAAGCCAAAGGUGCCAAUAAGUUGCUGCAGCUGCACUGCCACAGAGGGCCCCUGCCCACCAUCCGCUCUCCUUUCUGCCCACCUGCUUUGCUGUGCAUCAUCUCCAGUCUUUCUACAAGCAGGCAGGAUGCACCUUAUAGUCAAAUAACCAGCUUUGAGUUUCCAAUAAUAAAGGAAGCUUCUCCGUUAGUCUUCUUGGCUAACUCAGCAUCCCACUGGUCUUAACGUAUUUUCCUGGUUAAAACUCCUUAUGCUUUAGGAGCAUAAAUUUCAAAGGAGGAAAUAAAUAUUUAAUCCAUUUGGUUCCUAUGUAGGAAUAAAUAAAGGCCAGAAGAAAACUGCAGCAAAAUGAAGAAGGUAUACCCAACCCUUGUGAACCUGUCCGGUGCGUGUGUGCUGGGUCACUCAGUGGUUUCCAACUCUUUGAGACCCCAUGGACUGCAGACCACCAGGCUCUUCUGACUGUGGGAAUUCCCAGGCAAGAAUACUGGAGGGGGUUGCCAUUUCCUCCCCCAGGGGAUCUUCCCGACCCAGGGAUAGAACCUGCAUCUCUUGUGCCUCCUGUAUUGGCAGGCAGAUUCUUUACCACUGCACCACAUAGGAAGCCCAUACCUGUCCAAACAUAGAAGUAAACAAAAAAAGUCGACAUGUCCCAAAAUGCAUUUUAUGGACUAAGUAGAGAAUGUGUGUGUUCACCAGGUUUUUGGACUAUGAGGGAAACCAAGACCAAAACAACAUUUCAAGACAGAGCUGUUACUGAGAUCCAAGCCAGAGACUGGUGAAAAACAUUUAACCUCAUUCCACAGAUGAGUCUGAGGCAGACAGCAUCACUGAAGAACUUCCUCCUACUACAGCCACAAGAAAGAUACCAGAUACUGACAAGUGGCAUCCACAGCAGGAUAAAAGAAAUACAAAUUGUAGUAGGUUCAUCUGUUUUUAAAGACAAAGCUUAAAGAAGAAGCAAAUUCUGAUCCUAAGUCUUUGCUGAGUCACAGAUUAAUUUCCAGGGAUGAGCGAUGGAAGAGACAAAGAGGCCAGAUCUGCAGGUACACAGAGCUGAGCUGUUCAAGAGCCAGCAAGAGGGACAGUGUCUUGGGAAGAGGCACUGCUUGGCCCCCAGAGUUUCCCUGAGCUGCUGAGAGGAGAAGCCAGCCACAAACACGACUGCUGGUCAGGUGAUGGGUAGAGCAUUCUGUGUGGAGAGGGCAGGAGCCUAAGAAGCAGAAGAGAAACACAGGGUUAAAGGGGAAGCUGCUGGGGUAGGUAUCCAAAAGGUCAAGAAUUUACUUGAAGGCGAAACCCAGUGUCUUCUGCACCUCCCUCCUCCAGAAAUCCUUCCUCGGUCCUUCCCCCUCACCAGAUAAAUGACAAUACCCCUUUCUCCUCUUAUUUCUCUUGAGAGAACAUCCAGGACAAAGGUGAAAAGAAGCAAAGACUGAGGAAUUUCUUAUACUUUUCUUCAUUUUAACAGAUAAAAUUUCACUAAUAUGUUUACUUUUUGAAAAUUAACUUUUAUCAAAUUAAAAAUGUUCUUUUCCUGCCUACUUUCCUAAUAGUAUUUUUAUCAUUGAUCAAUAUUGAAUUUUAUUUAAUGCUUUUUUAGAUGAUCAUUUUUUCCUCCUUUAAUUUAUUAAUGUGGUACCUCAGAUUAGUAAAUUUUUAAUAAUUGGGCUAUCUUUGCAAACUUCAAAUGAAGAUCAAUAUGUAUUAUAGCAACCAUGGACAUAUUUACAAAACUAAAAUAUGUUGUUUU
Molecule: messenger RNA, 3165 nt
Organism: Dama dama (fallow deer)
Lineage: Eukaryota; Metazoa; Chordata; Mammalia; Artiodactyla; Cervidae
Gene: MC2R
Product: melanocortin 2 receptor
Exons: 2
Coding region: 144-1037 (297 amino acids)
Biological process (GO): G protein-coupled receptor signaling pathway
Cellular component (GO): membrane
Molecular function (GO): corticotropin receptor activity
Source: RefSeq, a predicted model, not a curated record